CUUGGCGCUUUGACGCAUACGGACUACAACUCCCGAGAAGCAACCCAGCGGAAGGACCAUACUGCGCAAGCGCAGACCAAACGGUCGCGCGGAGGAUUUGAGUUUUGUUUGAAUGGCUGAAGACAGAGUGGAGCACAAUAUUUACACGUUUUUAGCAAUGUAGAAAUGGCAGCAAAGCUAAGCCUGUCGGGGCCGCAGAGUUUAGACCAGUCGUCUCUAAGCGACCAGUCCGUGUCCAGCAGGAGUAACAACAGGAGUCUGAGAGUCGCAGAGAAGGAGAGGAAGAAGAGCGAGGCGGAGGACCCGUUUGUUCUGGCCCUCAAGUACUUCUCUGACGUUGAAGCAGGUACUCCAGUGUAUGGGAAUGAUGAGGUUGAGAGGAACCUGGUGCUGGUGGAGAAGGUGGCCUACAGUAGAGGACUUUCCCCGGAGGCCAUCUCUAUUAUGCUCGAGUUUGCCAUGAGCCUCCGUAUGGGGACGACUCUAUGUGCCCGGGUGCUGAAGUGUCUUAUUCCUGCCUCGGUGGUGCCACAGGAGGCUGUUGUUCGAGCGGUGGUUUGGCUGGGGGUUGGAAAAAUACCCCUCAGCACACAAAUUCUUUUCAUAAAGUGGGUGUUGACCGUGUUUGACAUGAUUGAUGCAAAGGACCAACUUCGGGCUGUCUAUGGCUUCAUCUUCAGCUUCGUCACAGAGGAAAAUCUGUGUCCUUUUGUCUGCCAUCUGCUGUACCUUUUGACCAGAAAGGAAAGUGUGCGGGUCUUCAGAGUCAGGAAGCUACUGGAGCUACAGUCUCGACUGGGGAGGCAGCCGUUCCUCUUGAGCCUGCUGUCACUUUACAAAGUGUUUUGUCCUGAACUGGUGAUGCUCUCCAUCCCAUCACGAAUUAAGAGUGGGUUUAGAAACCACAACAUGCCCUGGAAAUCAGCGCUGAUUGCUGUCCAGAGGAGGGACGGUGCCCAGGUUGCCUCCAGCAUCAGUCUGGCCUCCACAAUUAAGACCAACCCCAGGAAAAGGAAACACUGCCACCUGGAAUUGCCGGUGUUGACUUCUGUAGUCAGUAAAGAGGCUCAGACUGAGCCGUCCUCCAGCAGAAAGGUGGUCCCUCUGGUGCAGGUCCACUCCUUUGCUCAGCUCCUGGAAAAUAUGCAACGGAUAGAGCUGCCUGCUCAGAUGGGCUCACUGCUGGGCUCCAGUCUGGCACUGCAGUACCUGGACUGUGUACAGGAUGAGUCUGCCCUCCUACGCCUCAACUUCUGGCUAGGCUACGCGCUCCACGAAGAAUUCUUGUUCUGUGGCGAUGGAGGAGCCUCCCAGAAUUCAGAAGAAGCUCUGCAGUUUUUGAACAAGUUGCUGUCCACACAGCACUUUCUCCAGGAGGGCUUUUCCUGUUCAGAGGCGUUUCUCUACAAAUUUCUCAAUGUUUGGGACGGUUCCCUCCUCCGCCCGCAGAUCCUUGGCCUGCUGAGCAACAUCCCUGUUGUCCCCAGUUCCCAAAUCAGACGGCUUCUGUUUGAGCCCCUCAUGCAGCUCUUCUUCACAUCCUCACUGUUCUUCAAGUGCGGACUGAUGGAGUGUCUAAACAAUAUGCUACUGAAGUGGCUGACCUGGCACUCGGUGUAUGCCCUGGAGGACGACUUGGACAUCAGCCUCAACAGCCACACCUCCAUAAACAUGACUCUGUCAGGGUUCAAGGAUUCGGUGAUGGAACUGGUUGACUUUGUGGGUCGGCUGGCCUCUCUGGGCCUUCAGCUGGAAGGCUGCCACUCUCUCCUCCUCAGCUUCAUCCUGGACUUCUAUGAGACGGUGUGUGACACGUUUCUGAAGUACGGGCUCCCCCUCGUGGUGAUGCCUCCACCUGGAGUGUUUUACCCAGCCCUGUUUGCCACUGACCCUGUUAGCGUUGACAGGCUGGCCUACAUCAUGUACAGGUACAAGGUGAACUUGACAUCAGCCAAGAGUCAAGAAAAACUCACAGAGCAGGCCUUUCACAUCAGCCGUCAGACCUUCCGUGAGUUCAACCAUUAUGCGGUCGUCAUGGUCAACUGCCUCUGGAACUCCAAAAUGUUUCAACCGGACACGGGUAUACAGCUGGGAGAGGAGCUGCUGCUCAAGAGCAACGUGCCACAAUACUGGACGAGCUUCGACCUCAUCCACCACCCUGCCUUCAUGAGCUACGCUGUCGACUUUCACCAGAGGUGUUGGCCGGGGAGAAAGGACAUGGACCUCAAUUCCAUAAAGCACGCCAAGCCGUGGAGCUGGUACCUGGAGUAUUUGUUCAGUCAGGGUUAUGACGGCCUUAAACAGUUUGUUCAGAGCAACAUCAGCCGGCAACUGACAGCCGGCGACGGGCAGGGCGACAGCCAGUCAACAUAGCAGAGGUAGACACUCAACUCAGUGGAGAGGAAAACAAACACUUGUAUCUCACCCUUUUUUUUAAUAGACUUGUACAUACUUCAUCACCUCCAAGAGAGCAAGCGAUCCGAGUAUCUUUUUAUGUACAUAGAUGUAUCUGUGUUUAUUAUGUAUUUUUACUUAUAUUACUCUUCGUUUAAGGAUAAUACACCAUAACACCCUGGUGGCCAUUUGCCAGAAGCGUUGUCAGUAGUGUGUUUAAGUUAGCGGAUCAUCGGUAACGCGCAUACAUCGGUCAAGUCGGUGAGAAAUAUCCACAAAAUCUUUUUACAGCACAGAAAUAAUUUCUGAUCCAUAUAUAAGUUGACAAGAUAUUUAAAAAAUAGUAAGAGUAAGAAAAUUUCAAAUGAUUCCUUUUCAAUAUUUUUUAUUUUCUUUGCAAUAAAAUCAUUCACUUUGUUUAGCGUCGACACACCGACCUUGAAAACUGCUUCUACAUUGUAACAUUUCAUUUUUUGUGUUGUAUUCUUGUACAGCUUGCCAUUUGAAAAACCUGACUCUUGCACCUUGUUGAAAAUAAAUAAGUGUAAGACUUUUACUUUAGAAGCAAAUAAAAAUCAAU
Molecule: messenger RNA, 2974 nt
Organism: Anoplopoma fimbria (sablefish)
Lineage: Eukaryota; Metazoa; Chordata; Actinopteri; Perciformes; Anoplopomatidae
Gene: cenpi
Product: centromere protein I
Exons: 20
Coding region: 166-2373 (735 amino acids)
Cellular component (GO): kinetochore
Source: RefSeq, a predicted model, not a curated record